AUGACGAGGCUUCCGUAUAGAAGUGCGGCCAGCUUGCUGCUCAGACCGCGGCCCGUGGCCUGGAUCCCGAGAGCCUGGGAGUCUACGACCUCGGCAGACCAGGACAAGGACGGCCACAUUGAAAAGGCACCCAACGAGUCCAUUCUGUGGUUCGACAAUCUCUUUCCACUCAAGCCCUCGGGACUCCUUCGCAUCCCCUGGUUCAACCCCGAGUCCGACCUGACGGAGCUGCUGAGGCGCUUCGAAAACUCGAGCCUCGGCAUCAUGGACCCCAUCAACCUCGUCAAGCGUGCGAUCCCAAGCGAGGCGCCCAUGAAGGUCACCGAGAUCAUCCCCAGGCUCAAGGACGGCGGCGUCUUUGUCAAGUUCCAGCACCCAGCCAAUGUCCCCGCGCACGACAUCGAGGGCCUGGUCACCAAACUGCUCGCAGAAAAACGCAUAAAACCGUUCUUCAGCCCACUGCGCAGCGUUCAGGCUGGUCUGGUCCGCGGCGUGCCUUGGCUGGAGGACCUGCACAGGUUCCCCAAGGCUCGUUUAAGGGUAGAGUUCGUGCCACCAAACCCGGGCGGGGAGGCGGUUGAGCUGUCCCAGGAGGAUCUGUACAGCAUGUUCCGCAAGUACGGCAAGAUCGCCGAGAUUACUUCGCAGCCGUGGGACUCCAAGGUGCUGCCAAAGUUUGCUUAUGUCGACUUCGCUCUCGUGCGCGACGCCAUCAUGGCUCGCAACUGCCUGCAUGGUUACGUGGUGUCCGAGGCCAAGGGUGGCGGCAAGUCCGGCACCAAGCUGAGAAUGUCCUACGAGGAGCGCACAAAGCAGCAUCGCUUCUGGGACUGGAUGACCAACCACCCGCGCAUCGUCAUUCCUGUGCUUGUGGCGCUUCUCACGGGUCUUACUGUCGUCAUCUUCGACCCUAUCCGCUCUUUCUUUGUCAAGUCCCACGUAACACACAGGUUCCGUCUCAGCAACUCGAAGCUCUACCGCUGGUUCAGGAAGCAGACGACAGAUCUCUUCCACAGAGACAAGUCAGAAAAGGCUGGCCUCGAGGCCAUCUGGACCCACCGUCAAGACCUGAUCGAGCAGAUACGAAAAUGGCUGAUGGAGACCGCCGAGACCUUUAUUGUUGUUCAAGGACCGAGGGGAUCUGGCAAGAAGGAGCUCGUGCUCGAGCAGGCUCUGAAAGACAAAACCAACAUCCUGCUGAUUGACUGCAAGCCGAUCGUAGAGGCUCGCGGCGAGAGUGCGACCAUCAAGCAAUUAGGCUCGGCCGUUGGCUACCGGCCAAUCUUUUCAUGGGCAAACAGCAUGAGCAGCAUGAUCGACCUGGCAGUCCAAAGCACCACUGGAGUCAAGGCGGGCUUUUCGGAAACCUUGGAGUCGCAACUCCAGAAGAUCCUGCACACGACAGCUGGCGCGCUUACAGAGAUUUGCUUGUCGUCAAGGCACAAGACGGACAGCGAUGCUGCCCUGCCUGACGACGCCUACCUCGAAGCGCAUCCAGAAAAGCGGCCAGUGGUUGUCAUUGAGAAUUUCCUGCACAAAGGUGAUGCAAAUGCGAUUGUGUACGACAAGAUCUCGGAGUGGGCAGCAGCCCUUGUCCAAUCUAAUGUGGCACACGUCAUCUUCCUGGCGAACGACUCCUCGUAUACGAAAACUCUUACAAAAGCACUCCCGGACAGAGUGUUCCGGCACGCCGCUUUGGGUGACCUGUCUCCAGAGGUUGCGAAACGCUUCAUCCUGAGUCACGUUGAGCAAACGAAAGAGGAGAGGAAGGCGGAACAAGAAGCAGAGGAGGAGGGCGACGAAGAGAAACUCAAGGUAGCCUACGUGCGACCCAACUUGAGAAACCUCGACGAGAGCCUGGAUGUUCUCGGAGGUCGACUGACGGAUCUGGAGUUCCUGGCGCGGCGUCUGAAGGCUGGACAGUCCCCUAAGCAGGCUGUUGCGGAGAUUACCGAUCAAGCCGCGUCGGAAAUCUUGAAGAUGUUCCUCUUGCCGGGCAGAAUCAAUAGCGACUCAGACCACAGCUGGUCAGUCGAGCAGGUCUGGUAUCUGGUCAAGGCACUCGCCAAGAAAGAGAGCCUGCGGUACAAUGAGAUCUUGCUCUCGGAUACCUUCAAAUCCUCUCUGAGCGCUCCCAAUGGCGAGUCCGCUCUCGAGGGUCUCUCUUCGCUUGAGCUCAUCACGAUCAAGACGCGCCUGGGUCGACCUGAGAGUAUCGUUGUGGGCAAGCCGGUUUACCAAGCCGCAUUUGAGCGCCUCGUCAACGACCCGGUCCUGAGCGCCAAGCUCGACUUUACUGUCCUGACGGAACUGGUCAAGGUCGAAGCCAAGAACAUUGAAAAAUACGAGGCGGAGCUGAUCUCGCUCGCCACGCUGCCGAAACAGCCGGCCCAGAUCACGCCGCGCGUGACAUAUUUGCUCAGCAAGCUCGAUGCCAGCCAGAAGAAGAUCGAGGGCUACGAAAAGGAGCAAGGCGCACUCAAGAUGGUGUUGUCCAAAGAGAAUUAA
Molecule: messenger RNA, 2508 nt
Organism: Microdochium trichocladiopsis
Lineage: Eukaryota; Fungi; Ascomycota; Sordariomycetes; Xylariales; Microdochiaceae
Product: RNA12 protein
Exons: 3
Coding region: 1-2508 (835 amino acids)
Cellular component (GO): mitochondrial inner membrane
Molecular function (GO): RNA binding
Source: RefSeq, a predicted model, not a curated record